Owenia fusiformis is the source of this 1773-nucleotide messenger RNA. The record is from the annotation of a GenBank genome assembly. Lineage: Eukaryota; Metazoa; Annelida; Polychaeta; Sabellida; Oweniidae.
GUAAAGUUCUGGCUGAAAGAACGAGUGUACUUUCCCUGUUUUAGCGUAUGGUGGAAAAGAUGGAUACCCUGCAUGUGUAUGGAGUUGAUGUCAUUGUGAAGCUGCAGGCAACAUUUAAGGGCAAUUCGGAGUAUAUGCUAGCAUUGUCACAUUUAGGUGAUCCAAGAAAUGCUUUCUUGAUUUACUUCCCAUUGGCGUAUUUCUGUCAUCACUCUGUAGGAAAGCGAGUACUUUUCUUGGCAGCUAUAGCAGAAUGGCUGAAUGCAGUGUUGAAAUGGUUCUUGCAUGGAGAAAGACCAUACUGGUGGGUGAAUGAGGAAAAGUCACACUGGAACACAACAGUCAGACUACAGCAGUACAAGUUAACAUGUGAAACUGGGCCAGGAAGUCCAUCUGGUCAUGCUAUGGUGACAAGUGCAGUUUGGUUUGUGAUGGUGUCUUCAGUGUUACACUAUGCUAUAGAGAAACAUAGGGCAGUGUGGUCAGUAUUGCUGUGGACUUGGUUCUCUGUUUUUAUGCUGUGUGUCAGUGUAUCUAGGUGCUUCAUAGCAACACAUUUUCCCCACCAGGUCCUGGCUGGAACAUUCACAGGUAUAUUACUUGCAUGGGUAGUCUGUACUCAGAUAUCAACAAAUAAACUACAGUUAAAGCACUAUGUUAUUACAUCACUAUGGUUACUUGUGUCCAGUCUUGGUGUCUAUAGUCUUCUGCAACAAUUGGGGGUAGAUCCUGCAUGGUCUAUUAGUAAAGCUUCAAGGUGGUGUGCCAGGCCAGAGUGGAUCCAUCUCGAUACAACACCAUUGUUUGCCCUCAUGAGAGAUGCUGGACAAAUACUAGGACUUGGAAUCGGAGUGUGCCUUAUCAAAGAGCCUAUACUUAGUAGCAUCGGAAAAUUAUUAUGCAUUCCAAUCACAAUAGGACUAACUCUUACAUCUGAACAGAUUAAAGUGCCAGUGGUUUCAUCUACAGUGAUAUUUUACACAAUGGCAUUAUAUAAACACACUAUGUUACCUAUAGUCGUCGUAGGGGUGGUUCCUAGAAUCAUGUCGAUUCUUUUUAGUGGAAAAGUAGAAAAGGAAACUAAAACUAAAAAUAGCUGAUAGCACCAUGGAUUGAAACAGAAUAUUAUAAAGGCUCUGAUAUUAUAGAGAAUCAUCAGACUUAGUCAUCUCUUGUGCAAUUCAGGAAAUAAAUGGUUCCGACUAUGAUUAAUAUAGAAAGAAAAAUGGUGGAGGACUAUUAUGUAGACUAGGAUACUUAAUAACCUGUGUAUAUGAACACUUUAAUUAAUAUUUUAUGGAUACAGUUUUUCAGUUGCAUUUUGAGAUAUACCAAAAGAUGAUAAGAAAUAAAUGAAAUUAAAUUAAUUCAAUGGAUCUCCAAAACUCCAUAAUGUAAAAAGGGGGAUUUUAUUUGAAUUGAAAUCUUUGGUUAUUCCAGGGGUUUUGUGUGAGUUUCUCUUAAAAAAAUUACCUCCUCUUUAUAUACUCUUGAGAAAAUUGGAGCAGUGCUCUGGUCUCUCACAAUGUCUUGCUAACUUUCCAUUUAGGAAUCCACAUUUGUGGCGAUGCCUGUACAAGUUAUUUUAUGGCAUAGCAUAGCCAGAUGAUCUCAUCUAUUGAGCUAGAUGUAAUAUUACUUUUCCAUUGACCUAUGAUUUAUUGACCAUUAUAUUUUGUGACAUUGACCUAUCUGAUAUUUCACUAAUACUAGUCUGAUUUUACCUGAUAUAUCUGACAACAUUUACCAAGGAACUAUUACUCCAUACCAGUG